Saccharomyces kudriavzevii IFO 1802 is the source of this 1647-nucleotide messenger RNA. RefSeq names its product sterol esterase (gene TGL1). The transcript has a single exon. NCBI's taxonomy places the organism in Eukaryota, Fungi, Ascomycota, Saccharomycetes, Saccharomycetales, Saccharomycetaceae. Bases 1 to 1647 code for a protein of 548 amino acids. The record is from RefSeq and is a predicted model, not a curated record.
AUGUACUUUCCUUUUUUAGGCAGAUUAUCAAUAACGGACUACAUCAUAGUCAUCUUAGUGUACAUCGAAAGUAUUAUAUCAUCAGUUCUUAAACUUAUACCGCAACCGAUGUUUGGCCUUUUCGAAUGGCUGAUCAACUUUUCAACGUGCUCUGAUGACAAUACCAUCGAGGAAAAGUUAAGAGCUGCUCCAACCAUCCAUGAAAUGUGCGCAAUUUUCGAUAUAUCUAUCGAAGACCAUUUAGUAAGAACUGAAGAUAACUACAUUUUGACAUUGCAUAGAAUUCCACCAAUUUCUAAAAACAGGUUCAACGAUAAAGUGGUCUACUUACAUCAUGGUCUUUUGAUGUGUUCCGACGUUUGGUGUUGUAAUAUCGAGAGGCAUAAAAACUUGCCAUUUGUAUUGCACGAUUUGGGUUACGAUGUUUGGAUGGGUAAUAACAGAGGCAACAAAUAUUCCACCGCUCACUUGAAUAAGCCACCAAAAUCAAAUAAGUUUUGGGACUUUUCUAUCGAUGAAUUUGCAUUUUUUGAUAUCCCAAACUCGAUUGAGUUCGUCUUGGAUAUAACAAAGGUAGACAAGGUUAUUUGCAUUGGGUUUUCUCAGGGUUCGGCUCAAAUGUUCGCAGCUUUUUCGUUGAGCGAAAAGUUGAACCGAAAGGUCUCCCAUUUCAUAGCUAUAGCUCCUGCCAUGACUCCUAGGGGUCUGCACAACAGAAUUGUGGACACUCUGGCUAAGUCAUCGCCCGGUUUCAUGUACCUUUUCUUCGGCAGGAAAAUUGUGUUACCUUCUGCCGUGAUUUGGCAAAGAACUUUACAUCCAACACUCUUCAAUUUAUGCAUUGAUGUAGCAAACAAAAUUCUCUUCAAUUGGAAAUCCUUUAACAUUUCGCCGAGGCAGAAAAUUGCUUCCUACGCAAAACUUUAUUCCACGACCAGUGUAAAAUCCAUCGUUCAUUGGUUCCAAAUAUUGAGAUCUCAGAAAUUUCAAAUGUUUGAAGAAUCUGAUAAUAUGCUAAAUUCAUUGACUAGGCCUUACCAAAUUGCCAAUUUUCCCACUAGAACAAAUAUCAAAAUUCCUAUUCUUUUAAUUUAUGGCGGUAUAGAUUCCUUGGUCGAUAUUGAGGUAAUGAAAAAAAAUUUACCUUUCAACUCUGUCUUUGAUAUAAAAGUUGACAAUUACGAACACCUGGAUUUGAUUUGGGGCAAAGACACUGACAUUUUAGUUAUAGCUAAGGUACUGAGGUUUAUUGAAUUUUUCAACCCUGGCAAUAACUCACUAAAGACAAACCAGUUACUACCAUCCGCAAAUUUAGUUGAGGAAUUGCCAACCGCUACAUGGAACAUGUCUCAUCCUCCCCACGAAUACGGCAAUAAAAUUCAAUCAGCAGACCGUUCGCCUUUGUCAGUACAGGCUGAUGAAGCAGAUGAAAGACCGAGCGUUGAUAAGGCGAGGUUCCUAAGACGAGUUUUCUCUACAAGUGCCAUAGAUGAGGAUAAAGAAAGCGAGCAUGAAGACGACACGGAAGAUAAGAUUCAUAAGGAGCAGCAAAGAAGAUUAAGUGCUUAUCUUGAAUCAUCCAAUGAUCUACGACAAUUAGACGCUAAUUAUUCAACCACAGCGCUAGAUGGUUUGGGCAAGGAAUAA